Messenger RNA from Chelonoidis abingdonii (Abingdon island giant tortoise), 3226 nucleotides. The record is from RefSeq and is a predicted model, not a curated record. NCBI's taxonomy places the organism in Eukaryota, Metazoa, Chordata, Testudines, Testudinidae.
CUUGCCAUGACAUUCUCCACAUUGCUUGUUUUCCUCUCUCUCAUUCACAGUACUUUGCAGCUGCUGGGUGACACUGAAAGAUUUUGGACUACAGAUUCUUUGACAGGUUUCCAUUACCAGAUAAACUCCCAAUCAGUUCUAACAUGGCACCAAGCAACGAAAAGCUGCCAGCAACAGAAUGCAGAAUUAUUAAGCAUCACAGAGAUACAGGAGCAAACAUACCUGAGAGAGAUAACUAAAAAUAUGGAUUCUGCUCUCUGGAUUGGACUUAAUAGUUUGAAUUUUAACAGUGGAUGGCAGUGGAUUGGUAGCAGUCCGCUCAGAUAUUUAAACUGGGCUCCAGGAAGCCCCGUUCCAGCUCCUGGUAAACUCUGUGCCAUGCUGAAUCCCAGAAGAGCUUCUAAAUGGGAAAACCAGGCAUGUAAUCAGAAACGUGGCUACAUUUGUAAAAGAGGAAACUCCACUUUAGAGUCUCUCAAUAUGCCUUUAGAUCCCUUGGGGCCUAUUAAAUGCCCAGAUGGUUGGCUGCCAUACUCAGGUCACUGUUACAUGAUUCACAGAGAGCCCAAGGUAUGGAAAGAAGCUUUGACUUCAUGUAAGAACCAAGAUGGAAAUUUGGCGAGUAUGCAUAAUAUUGCAGAGAACAGCUUUAUUGUUUCUCAACUUGGCUACCAGCCAACAGAAGAGCUGUGGAUUGGACUGAAUGCCCUUAAGAUUCAAAUGUAUUUUGAAUGGAGUGAUGGGACUCCUGUGACAUAUAUUAAAUGGUUACGCGAUCAACCCAGUUAUGUAAAGAGACAAGAAGAUUGUGUUGUUAUGAAGGGACAGGAUGGAUAUUGGGCAGCUAAUGUUUGUGAAAAGAAACUUGGUUAUAUCUGCAAAAGGACACCUUUACCACAAGCUCCCAGGGAAGUGGGGAGCAUCGAUCCAGGCUGCCAGAGAGGCUGGAAAAGACAUGGUUUACACUGUUAUUUGGUUGGACAUACAUUUGUAACAUUCUCAGAAGCAAAUAAGACAUGUGAAAGGAGCAAUGGUUACCUAGCUACUGUGGAAGACAGAAAUGAACAAGCCUAUCUGAUUAGUCUGAUUGGGCUAAGGCCUGAAAAAUAUUUCUGGAUCGGUCUUUCAGAUGUAGAGAAACAACGGACUUUCAAGUGGACCGAUGGUGAAACAGUUCUCUUCACUCAUUGGAAUUCAGCAAUGCCUGGAGGAAAAUCAGGCUGUGUUGCCAUGGGAACUGGAAUUGAAGCUGGAUUAUGGGAUGUUCUUAGUUGUGAGAAGACAGCCAAAUUUCUCUGCAAACAGUGGGCUGAGGGCGUGACGCAUCCUCUGAUUCCACUAACAACUCUUGCCCCCGUGUGCCCUGAAGGCUGGGAUUCAAGCAAUUUUAUUAGCUCAUGCUUCAAAAUUUUUGUGAGAGAAGGAAACCAAAAGAAAUCAUGGUUUGAAGCUGAAGAUUUUUGUAGAGAAAUAGGAGGACACUUGAUCACUAUCAAUAGAAAAGAAGAAAAGCAUUUAAUAUGGCAGAUGGUUUUGGACAAAGGAUUUAUCUUUCAGCAUUUCUGGAUGGGUUUGAUUUACUUGAAUCCUGAUGAAGGAUAUACCUGGAUUGAUGGUUCUCCAGUGAUUUAUGAAAACUGGAAUGAAGAAGAACCCAAUAAUGACAAAGGAAUUGAACAUUGUGGAACAUUUCAGGGAAGUCCAAAAAUGCAGUGGAAUGACUUGUAUUGUGAGCAUUUACUUAAUUGGAUUUGUGAAAUAAAAAAAGGCAUACCAUUAAAACCUGAACCAAGUACCAAGUUUGAUUAUAAAGUCACUGAUGAUGGUUGGGUUAUGUAUGAAGACAAGCAGUACUACUUCAGCACAGAAAAUGUCCAUAUGGAGAAAGCUUGGGAUAUUUGCAAGAAGAAGUUUGCAGAUCUUGCUGUCAUUGACAGUGAAAGUGAAAGGAAAUUUCUAUGGAGAUAUAUUUACACUAAAAACAGAAUGAAUUCAUAUUUCAUUGGCCUAACUGUCAGCUUUGAUCAAAAAUUUAGCUGGCUGGAUGGAACCCCAGUGAACUAUCUAGCCUGGGCCCCAAACGAACCCAACUUUGCAAAUAAUGAUGAAAACUGUGUGGUCAUGAACAAAGAUUUUGGCUUUUGGAAUGACAUAAACUGUGGUAUUAAAAAUGCCUUUAUUUGUGAAAGGCACAACCAUUCUACUCACUCAGAAUUUGCUCCAACAACACCUUCUCCUCUGGGAGGAUGUCCUGAAACCUGGCUUUUGUUUAAUAAUAAGUGUUAUAAAAUAUUUGGCUCCAAUGAAACAGAGAGACUGACUUGGCAUGCUGCACGAAACACUUGCAUAAAGUUAGGAGGAAACCUGGCUUCUAUACAUAACGAACAAGUGCAAGCUUUCCUCACCUUUCAUUUGAAGGAUGUCAUGGCUGAAACCUGGAUUGGACUGAACGAUAUUAACAAGGAGGGCCAUUAUCUUUGGACAGAUGGGAGUUUAUUUGACUAUGCAAAGUGGACCAGGAAUUUCCCAUUUAGAGAUCGUUAUAUACAAGUUGACUGGACAUUUAUUACACAGGAGACUGACUGUAUUGCAAUGAUGAAGAGAUCAGUAGGAGAGGAAGGGAACUGGGGAAACAAUGAUUGUCAGCAGAACAAAAGCUAUAUAUGCCAGAUGGACAGCAACCCUGAUUUAUAUCAUUCCCCAGCAAUUCCAGCCUCAGACAUUAUUGAUUAUGGUAACAGUAGCUAUUCAGUUAUCCGCUCCAAAAUGAAUUGGGAAGAGGCACGAAACAACUGCAAGGAAAAAUCUUUAGAACUUGCCAGCAUUUUGGAUUACUAUAGUGCUUUAUUCCUGUGGUUACAUGUGUUGCAGUUUGGAGAACCUGCAUGGAUUGGUCUCAACAGCAAUAUGACUGAUGGCUAUUACAAAUGGACUGAUAACAGGAGAAUCAAAUAUUCUAAUUGGGCUAGAGGGGAACCAAAACAGAAAAUAGCCUGUGUCUAUCUACACCUUGAUGGAACCUGGAAGACAGCAUCCUGUGAUGAAAAUUACUUCUCUGUCUGUAAACAGUCUGAUGUUAUAGCUCCUACUGAUCCUCCACAACUCCCUGGAAAAUGUCCUAAAUCAAGAAACCCCUUUUCUUGGAUUCCUUUUCAUGGCCAUUGCUACUUCUUUAAUGCCCAUAGUACCAGCUGGGCUGAAUCCUCUACUGAAUGCAUUCGAUUAG